UUUUGGAAACUGAAACCAAAUUGGUCACCCUAACAAUCGAUACAUCGCGGAUCUGUGUAUUUUUAGUAAAAUAAAUAAUUUUGAUAUUUCAUUACUUUAAGAUCAUGGCUGCAGAAGUUCACUGGGGCUAUGAUUUGCUCAAGAAAAUGGCUAUUGAAGGAGUCACCAGCAAUGACUUGCAUUACCUGAAGAAAACCUUUGUCAAUGAAAUAGGAUCCCCAAGAAAAUUGGAUCGCAUAAAUACUAUAGAAGACUUAAUCGACUGCCUGGAACGGGGUGAUCGAAUUAGUGAGGAGAAUGUUGAACCACUGCGUAAUCUUGGCAUGAAUAAUAUGCAACUGCAGGUGGCGGUAGACAAUUACCAAAGAGUUGAGCGCAGAGCAGUUAUAAACUGCUAUCAGGAACAAAGAGUAGCCGAAGAGCUACAAAUGCAGUUGCACAUCAAUCCACAUCGAGUUGUACAGCCAGCAGCCGCAGCUCCACAGAAUUAUGUGACUGUGGCGCAGCUUACAGAUGAGAAGCGUGCUGCAGUUUUUAAAAAAAUUUCCGAACAACUCGGUCGUUCAUGGCGUGAUUUGGGUCGAAAGCUAAGCAUAAGCGAAGGUGCUAUGGACGAAAUUGAGAUGCGCUACCCACAGGAUCUCAAAUCGCGCAUUUUGCGACUUCUCCAGAUCUUUGAGGAGGAUGAAUGCAACGACCCAAGGCAACUGCUAUUGCAGCUGUGCCGUGGACUUUCAGAAUGCGGACGGAAGGACCUGCGACGCAGAGUGGAGCAAAUAAUGUCUCACUAGCAGUUAUAUGUAAUUCCAUUGUAUA
Drosophila hydei is the source of this 816-nucleotide messenger RNA. Its product is annotated as fas-associated death domain protein-like. Gene Ontology annotation, molecular function: protein binding. The coding region runs from base 105 to 791 and encodes 228 amino acids. The record is from RefSeq and is a predicted model, not a curated record. The transcript has a single exon. Lineage: Eukaryota; Metazoa; Arthropoda; Insecta; Diptera; Drosophilidae. Gene Ontology annotation, biological process: signal transduction.